Molecule: messenger RNA, 2729 nt
Organism: Bactrocera neohumeralis
Lineage: Eukaryota; Metazoa; Arthropoda; Insecta; Diptera; Tephritidae
Exons: 2
Coding region: 172-1707 (511 amino acids)
Source: RefSeq, a predicted model, not a curated record
CAGACGACGCGGAAGAGCAAUAAGCGUAUGCGGACGCGGCCAAUAUCAAAACAAAAAUUCAAAACUUACUUAACUUACAUAAGCGCGUAGUGAAAGAGUGCGCGUGAAAUUACAAGUUUGUGUUUGUGUUGCGUUAUUUGUUUUCGUAAUUUAUUUGUAAACACUUCAACCAUGUUGGAGAGCAGACCAAAGCAAAAUAUUGCGGUAAAAAGUGUGCCAGCCGACGCCGCGUCACUGGAACAGCAAAGUGACUCACUUUCCCCACAAGUUUUGGACGCUUACCGUGAGUUAGCCAAUCGCAAUGCCAUCGGCGAUUUCGAAUUGGCUGUGCAGCCCAUAGGCGGACCUGGUGAAAAUUCCUAUGGCUCCGUGCUGAAAGUACGUUUAACGCCUACAAGCGCGCCAACGAAGUCAGCGGCGUUGCAUACGAUAUUGAAGAUCGCGCCUACAAGCCCAGCGCGCCGCACACAUAUGCGCGUCAAGGAUAUGUACACACGUGAAGUGUUUAUGUACGCAAAUGUGUUUAGUGAGUUUAACGCGCUGCACGUGCCACACGCGGCAGGAGUAACGCGCGCGCAGUUUAGUGCCGCGCCACAAAUGUUAUAUGCUUCGUUGAAAGACGACACUGAGUUUAUAAUUUUUGAGGAUUUAACCGCUGCAGAUUUUGCAAUCAACUCACGCACCAAUCUACCCACCUAUGAUUUGGUGUUGUGCGCCUUUCGUGCGCUCGCGCAGUUGCAUGCUAUGUCGUUUGUGCUGCAAGCGCGGCAGCCGGCGCACUUUGCCGCGUUGGUCGCACAAAUGGAUGACAACCUCUUUACGCCGGACAUGGAGGAAGUGUCAGUGGAGUUUGGCAAGAAAUAUGUGCGGCGCACGCGUCAUUUGCUCGAGGCAGACUUGAAGUUGAGCGGUGAAGAUACGCCAGAGAUGCGUGAGGUGCUGCAGGCGCUACAUAAGAUUGAGGAUAAUUUUCAAGGCAUUUGCUUGGAUGCAGUCGAUGGCGCGGCGUAUGCGCCCUACUCGGUUAUAUGUCACGGCGAUUUCUGGAAUAACAACAUACUCUACAAAUUCGAUUCCAACAACAAACAACGCAACACCGCCAUCAAGGCCAAACUGAUUGACUUUCAAAUUUCGCGCUACUCACCGCCAAUCUUGGAUCUGGUACACUAUCUUUACGCUUGCACAGAGAAACCGCUACGCGAUGCGCAUUUCAAUGAAUUCAUGCAAAUCUAUUACGACACAUUGGCACAGUUCAUACGCGACUACGAAUUGGACCCUGCUGUCCUAUAUCCCGAAACAAUAUUCCGCCAACAAUUAAGACAAUUCGGCGUCUAUGGUUAUUGCAUGUCCGCGUUUGCAGUGCCAUUCUUCGUGUCGAAUGCGAGUGAAUUGCCAGAUUUGGAUAAAGUCUCCGAGGCCAUACAAGAACUCUCCUCAUCGUCGUCGUCAUCGUCCGCAUCGGACAGUUCAGACACAGAUGCAGCAAGUGAUGACGGGAACGGAGCACGACAAAGUGAAGUAACGCGGCAGCGGCAGAAGAACAACCACAACAAAACAAUGUCUACAAAAAGUCAAAACGCCGCAGAGUUGGUCGAUGAACUGGAUAUUUUGACAGAGCGCACGCUGCCUAUAUUUAAAAGACGCAUGAUUGGCAAUAUUUUAGAUUUGCAGAAGUACGACAUGCUUGAAGCUGUAUUGAAGUAUUAAUAUGUGAAUGUGAAAGGAAGAAAGUAGUCAGUGGGAUAAAGAGAGAAAAAUGGGUAUCGGAGAAAGUGAAUAAGAGAGGGAAAGAAGAGAGAGAGGGAGAGAGAGAGAGAGGGAAAAAGAUAGAGAGAAAGAUAGAGAGAGAGGGAAAAAGAGAGAGCAUUGGCAAAGAGGCAGAGAUAGAAAAAGAGAGAAAUAGUGUGGUGUAUAGCAGGCUGUGGUGAAAGUAUUUAGUUGUUCAAGGAAGUUGUACAAAAUGAAAGGAUUAUUUUGGCAACAAACUGCUUAAAUUGAGUUACUCACAAAAGCAUUCCAGUAAAAAAAUUUUAGAAGAGAAUUGUAUAUAUUGAAUUCAGCUAUAAUAGGCGCUUCAGAAAGUUACUUCAAUUGAGUCAGUUAGUGUUUAUUUCCACUAUUAAAAGUAUUAAUGCAAACAAUUAGCUAAUUGACUCAAUUAAGUCGCCAAUAAACGUGUUUAAACUCAUUAAGUUUAUUAGAAAGUGGCUUAGUAGGGCUGCACACCAUAUUAUAAUUAUUUUAAUAACAAAGUGCCAUGUAGUGCCGUUAGAGUGAGGCGUGAACUCAUUAAUUGUGUUGAUAAUUAUGUUAAAUUAUAUAGUUUUUAUUAAUUGGCGCAAUAGUAAAAACUUUGUAACAGUGUUGUGCCUUUGAUAUUGAAAGUAUUUACAUUUGUAAUAAAAGAAAAAUAGUAAAAGAUAGUGAAAAAUAUUUGCUACUAUAUUUAUAACUGUAUAAAUUGUUGUUAUAUAUGUAUGUAUGUAGAGGUAGUGAUUAAUUAGCAGAAUCGAAAUACUAUAGAAGCUAACAAAGGUACCUAUUGUGAAUUAAAACAAAGAAAAAGUUCUUAAAUUAAACAAAAUACAAAACGAAAAAUAGUAGAAAUAAACAACAACUACAAAAAUGUGAUUUAAAGCAAUUGUACAAAGCAGAGUAAUAUUUAUAAUAACAGUUUUUGCUUGUAAUACAACUAAUUAUUUAAAUAAACCAAUUAGUUACGUAUAACA